UCUAACAUGGCGGGAUGUAGUUUCUUGUUGACAAAAUUCAAUCAGUCUUUAUCAGGCUUUUUAACAUGAUGAGGAGCAAACAUAGAUACUAAUAACUUUUAAAAAAGCACAUAUCAUGUCAGUUCGUAAGAAACUGAAGAAAGCAGAUAGAAGCGCAAGUGGUAGUGAAAAAGUGGUUGGCACACAUUUGUAUGUAGAAAUUAAUGCAUCCCAGUGGCCUAUAGUCUACUCUCCUAGCUAUAAUAUUGGAUUUCUUGGACUUGAAAAGCUUCAUCCAUUUGACUCUGGGAAAUGGGGACGUGUUUUUGAAUUUUUAAAAGAAGGUAAACUAAUAAAUGUGGAGGAAAAUCAGCAAACUGUUGAACCAAGAGAGCCAACCACAGAGGACUUGAUGGUAGUUCACACUAAAAAAUAUCUGGACAGUUUAAAGUGGAGUGUGGUUGUUGCUCAGAUUUGUGAAGUUCCCCCAGUAGCUUUUCUUCCUAAUAUUGUUGUCCAACAUAAACUACUUAAACCUUUGAGACUUCAAACAGGAGGAACUAUACUGGCAGCUAGGUUAGCAGUAGAAAGAGGCUGGGCUAUAAAUAUUGGUGGUGGAUUUCAUCACUGUUCAUCUAGUAGUGGGGGAGGUUUUUGUGCUUAUGCUGACAUUACACUUGCUAUCAAGUUUCUAUUCCAGAAUGUGGAAAGUAUCAAAAAGGCCAUGAUCAUUGAUCUGGAUGCUCAUCAGGGUAAUGGACAUGAACUUGACUUCAUGAAUGAUCAAUGUGUAUAUAUCAUGGAUGUCUACAAUGCUUAUAUUUAUCCUGGUGCAAUGAGAGCCAGAAGAGCCAUACGAAGGAAUAUUGAACUCAAUCAUUACACAAAAGAUGAGGAGUAUUUGUCUCUUAUUAAAAAGCAUAUACCAGAGGCUCUUGAUGAAUUUUCUCCUGAUAUCAUCAUAUACAAUGCCGGUACUGAUGUACUGGAGGGUGAUCCACUUGGUAAUUUGUCCAUUACAUCAAAGGGUAUAAUAGAAAGAGAUCAAAUUGUAUUCCAGGAAGCAAGAAAUAAGUCAAUACCAGUAGUCAUGGUUACAUCGGGAGGAUACCAGAAAAAGACAGCCAGAAUAAUUGCAGAUUCCAUUCUGAACUUGCAUGAAAUGGGGCUGAUAAGUUGUAAUUAUUCAGAAUCAGGUCCGUUAUCUGCGACCAAAGCUGAAUCAUCAUCAAAUUACAAUACAUUCAAUAGUGCCCAAUGACAAAUUCAUUUACUGUAAGAGAACUGUCAUUUGUCAAUUGUACUUCUAGUAAGUGGUCUGAAAAAAGAAAUCAUCAUUAUAUUAUACUACUGGUAUUCUAAGUAGCACAUGAAAGUGUAUAAUAAGAGAGUUGCAGUUAAGGCUGGAGAAAAAUCAUUAUUAUGACUGUGGUUGCAGUUUUCAAGUGGUAAUACAUUGGUCAUUACAUAUUCAUGUAAAGCAAGAAUAUAUAGGCAUUUCAGAUGACUCUUGGAAAUACAAAAAAUAAUAGCAGCCCUGAUUAUUUACUGGGAUCUUGACCAAGUGGCAUGAAGAGAGUUAUAAGUCUUUCAGUGCUGGCUAGGACACUGGUGAAAGCUCAAAAAGAACCAGUUGUAUUUUGCUCUCAGCAAAAUAUAUUUUAUUGAUAAUAUAAAUAUUAGUUAAWAUGAAUAAUAAAUGCAAGCCAAUAGGUAACCAGGAUGACUGUUCCUUUCUGAUGUAUUAUACUCUCCUCCCCUAGAGCUACCAGCAACAUAGGAAUCCCGUUUCAUCAAUCAUGAUUCAAUGUACAAAUUUACACAGGCCAGGCUAGGUGUCUUGUAGUAUUGGUAUGUACCAAGAUUACUAWAACAAGUAAACUUAACCAACUUCAAUUGUGUUGGCUAUCUUGUUAAUUGUGCUAUAUAGUUAURAGUUUUAUCCUGGAAAGUCAUAUUUUUUAAGUUAUUAACAAUGUUAGACAUAGUCUCAGUUUGCUCGCUACUCAUGGAACUAUUAAAACAUGUCAUCUGAGUACAUCUAUUGCAGUUAUAGUCCUAUUGUAACAAUCAAGUACAUGUAUGGGUUAGAUAUGUAGUUGUUUUUAUAA
Exaiptasia diaphana is the source of this 2090-nucleotide messenger RNA. Its product is annotated as histone deacetylase 11. The transcript is spliced from 13 exons. Gene Ontology annotation, molecular function: histone deacetylase activity. Bases 116 to 1240 code for a protein of 374 amino acids. NCBI's taxonomy places the organism in Eukaryota, Metazoa, Cnidaria, Anthozoa, Actiniaria, Aiptasiidae. The record is from RefSeq and is a predicted model, not a curated record.